Diaporthe citri is the source of this 2031-nucleotide messenger RNA. RefSeq lists its product as uncharacterized. The transcript has 2 exons. Gene Ontology annotation, molecular function: protein-cysteine S-palmitoyltransferase activity. Lineage: Eukaryota; Fungi; Ascomycota; Sordariomycetes; Diaporthales; Diaporthaceae. Gene Ontology annotation, biological process: protein targeting to membrane; peptidyl-L-cysteine S-palmitoylation. The record is from RefSeq and is a predicted model, not a curated record. Gene Ontology annotation, cellular component: endoplasmic reticulum; Golgi apparatus. Bases 1 to 2031 code for a protein of 676 amino acids.
AUGGCAUCUCAGGAGGGCUCGAGGUCCAACACCCCGGCUGGCGCUGCCAGCAACGGCGACGACGACGCCAGCUUCCCUCAGUAUCCCGGCAGGGCGACCGGCCCGCCCAGCAUAAUCUCCUCGAGAAUGACAGACAUUGGGACCGAAGACGGACGCGAGAUCGAGGCACAGAAUCCAAACAGGCAGAGUCUGGCCACCUCGCAGACCGGCACGGUCAGGUCGCAGAUCUCAUCGCAAAGGGCUCCCGGCGCCUGGCCGCAACCAAUGCCCCUUCGACGUGGACUCUCUGGGAAACGAGGAAGUGUGGCUGCUAGCAUCGGCUCAAGCUCUGUUGCGACGGGAGGGCGGCCUGCCAGUGCAGCAGGCCGGAGCCAUGUUCCGUCCGUAUCCUCGCACUCCUUCUUCCGCCCCAUGAGCUCCCAGAAGCUACAGGCGCAACGGGGUGUGGCGAGGCCCUCGACCAUGAGCCGCCCACCGGAGACGGCCGAGACUCUCUCACAGGAAGUCGGCCCCACCACCAUCGGGGCCAAUGUUGUACGCCACAGUAUUCAGUCCCAAUCGACUUCGCGCCGGUAUACGGGAGAUGAGCAUCCGCCUCCGUCACGCGGAACCGAAGUGACAGCCCCCGAAACUUUCGAUCGCGCCACGGCGAACACCAGUGCGAACGGCCACUACCCCCAAGGCAGCGUGUCCGACAGCGUUCGUCCUCUGAACAGGCAGAGGGAGACGGCUGAGAAUAAGGGACUGGCUGUGAACCUGGACAAAAGCUACAAGAAUUCCGGGCAGGCGUCCCCCUUGACUCCUCGGUCGUUUAGGUCCAGUUUUCUGUUGCCUGGGAGAAGCAAUCAGGGGGAGAAUGCAUCGAAUCGCAACAUGCAAGGCGGCGAGAAACUCGAGUCCGUUGCCUCGUCCCCACGAUUCGGUGACGGGGCCACCGAUCCAAGACCAAAUACGGCUGUUGCUCCCAAAGCUGGCAGACAGGAGAUGGGUCGCAAUUGGGAGUACUUUCUUGGGAACACCGUCUUUUGCAUGGGCGGCAGACUCCAGAACACGAAAGCUCGUCCCGUCAACAUUGCCACGGGUGCUUUUGUUGUACUGCCUUGCAUACUGUUCUUCGUCUUUUCCGCGCAUGAUCUGUGGCACGACGUCUCGCCGGCUGUCCCACUCAUUUUUGCCUACUUGGCCUUCAUUUGCGUCUCAUCUUUCCUCCACGCUUCAACUUCUGACCCUGGUAUACUACCUCGCAAUCUGCAUCAAAACCCACCCCCUGACAUCAACGAGGACCCUUUGAGGCUGGCCCCUCCCAGCACUGACUGGACGUUGAUCAAAUCGGCCGAGUCAUCGACAGCCGCAAUGGAAGUGCCGACCAAGUACUGCAAGACUUGCCAAAUCUGGCGCCCUCCUCGCACUCACCACUGCCGGAUGUGCGACAACUGUAUCGAGACGGCAGACCACCACUGUGUCUGGCUCAACAACUGCGUGGGUCGACGCAACUACCGUUACUUCUUCACGUUCGUCUCCUCGGCCACCCUGCUCUCGUUGUACCUCAUCGGGGUCUCUCUAGCCCAGAUUCUGGUAUACAUGAACACUGAGGGGGUCACAUUCGCCCAGGCGAUAAACCAUGAUGCCGUGCCGUUUGCCAUGGUCAUAUAUGGCUUUAUCGCUUUCCUAUACCCGGCUGCGCUGAUGGGCUAUCACAUGUUCCUCAUGGCGCGCGGAGAGACAACACGCGAGUUCCUCAACAGCCACAAGUUCCUCAAGAAGGACAGGUACAGGGCGUUUACCCAGGGAAACUGGUUUACGAACUGGGUUGUUGUGCUAUGUCGUCCCCGGCCGCCGACGUAUUACCACUUCAAAAAGAGGCAUAAUGAAGGAGACCAGCGACUGGCAAACUUGAGGAUCAAAGAGCGCCGGCGCAAGGCCAAAGAGCAACAACAAGAAGGUGUAGAGCUAGACGAGGUGCGACCGCAGACAGGUUUCCAGGGGCCAAGUGCGCUGAGGAAUGAGGCCCGCCCGCCAACGACGGCAUGA